AUGACGAGUGGAGAAGUCAGGGCGACAGCCCAGCACGGAUCCGUCUAUCCUCUUCCAUACCAUGAUGGAGAAAGACAGCGUCUGAAGAAGCAGCACAACGGCCUGAUGGGAAUCAUGCACAACGAGCCCAUCCACUCUCCAAUCUCAUCUUUGAGACCCAAGAAGAUUGUGGACGUGGGCUGCGGGAUAAAUGCAGACAUGACGAUGUACUUUGCCAAACGGUUUCCCGAUGCUCAGAUAUACGGGGUAGAUUUAGCCCGCGUCGAUAUGCCCAGGGAGCAGAUCCCUCCGAACGUGGUCUUUAUCCAGGGAAACAUCACCACACUCGUCAACUCCGAUCCGAGACUGGCAAGCGGAUCGGUGGAUUUCCUAUACAGUCGAUUGCUCGCGUCCGGGAUGCAGGAUUGGAGGGCAUACAUCCAGUGCGUAACCUCUCUCCUUCGAGCGGGUGGUAUCCUCGAGAUGCACGACCUUGCAGGCCUCACUUUGAUGGAGGGCGAGGUGCCUGCUUUCGAGGAAUCAAAGUGGAGUAGGUACUACCGCGAAAACGGUGUGAAGAAGUUGGGUUUGGACAUGGAAUUCGACAARGCCGACGUCAUCAUGAAAGGCCUCGGGUUGAAGGACGUAAGCAUCAAGCAGUAUCGCCUACCGUGGGGAGCGGCAAAGGAAGAAUCAGAGCAUGCAUGGGACUCCGAGGGUAGAGCACAGUGGUAUGCCGCAUUGGUCAUGUUCAUGACGAAUCUGGUAUCGGAUGAGGAGCAGGCUGUACGAGACGAGAUCCUGGCCGAGUUCCAUGGACAGGCUUCCCCGCCGCGGGAGGGAUUGUAUUUCCCAUUUUACGUUGCUUGGGGAAGCAAGCCAUGA
Molecule: messenger RNA, 864 nt
Organism: Ramularia collo-cygni
Lineage: Eukaryota; Fungi; Ascomycota; Dothideomycetes; Mycosphaerellales; Mycosphaerellaceae
Exons: 2
Coding region: 1-864 (287 amino acids)
Molecular function (GO): S-adenosylmethionine-dependent methyltransferase activity
Source: RefSeq, a predicted model, not a curated record